Paralichthys olivaceus (Japanese flounder) is the source of this 1546-nucleotide messenger RNA. It is a transcript of the gene terf1, whose product is annotated as telomeric repeat binding factor (NIMA-interacting) 1. Gene Ontology annotation, molecular function: ankyrin repeat binding; telomerase activity; DNA binding, bending. Gene Ontology annotation, cellular component: nuclear telomere cap complex; chromosome, telomeric region; nucleus. NCBI's taxonomy places the organism in Eukaryota, Metazoa, Chordata, Actinopteri, Pleuronectiformes, Paralichthyidae. The record is from RefSeq and is a predicted model, not a curated record. Gene Ontology annotation, biological process: telomere maintenance via telomerase; negative regulation of telomeric D-loop disassembly; negative regulation of DNA replication.
AAACCGCUUCCACAGAAGAAGAAGAGGAAGAAGAAGAAGUUGAGCCGCAGACAUAAACAUGGAGUCUGACCCGAACAAUAAAAGUGCGACAGACGCAAGUGAACUCGACCAAAGCGUCAGUUUCCAGCACGUGUCCUCUGUAGCGACAGGAUGGAUGGUGGACUUCAUGUUCCUGAGUCUGUGUCGACAUUUUAAAGAAGCGAAGUUCGAGGAAUUCAACCAGACGCUUUCGGUUUUCGAGGCCAUUUCUCUGAGUCCAGCUCUCAAUGGAAACGUCUACAAUGAGAAAACACUGAUAUGUGCCUUCCUCGCCAGAGUCAUGCAUGGGAAAUAUCUGGAUGUCAUGUUUGAGGAAGACGACAGUGUGAUGCCUCUGAUGUCCGCCGCCAAAAUAUGGUCAAAACUGGAAGACAGUGUGGCAGAUGAAAGUGUGUUUAAAAACAUAACCAUUCAUUUGUUCGUCCAGUCUGUGGCUGUUUGCAUGGAGAAAGGCCAAAGAUCUUCUGCCUCCUCAGCUCUGAAGUGGUUUGAGGAUAACUAUGAGCUCCCACAGAACUUGGGAGUCAAGCUUAAAACAAUCGUGACAAAGACAGAAACCUACCACCCAUUGCUCAUGAGCUUCAGCUUUAACCACCUGCUGGAGACAGUCCAGUCUUACCUGGAUGUUUACCUGGAGAAGAAUCCUUCUGACGACCUUCUGAAGGAAGCCACUAUGAGGGUCCUGUCAUCACAGAGUGUCGAGGGUGUAAAGGACGAGGUGCAGGAGAGCUCUCACUUUGAAACAGCCGAUGAAUCAGUAAAGAACGAGAUAAAGACGAAAGAGAGCACCGCGUGUUUAAGAACAAAAAGAAAACUACUCUCAACUAAAAUCACUGAGGUAUGGAAACCUGAAUCAGGCAAGAAGCCUUGUGUCUCCAUCAGAAGACUCUCUAGGAGUGAGGUGUCUCAGAUUAUAUCUGAGAAGUCGAUGGACAGCACAGAGAUCCAGAAGAAAAGAAAACCACAUCAGAAAUGGACGCCUCAGCUGGACAAAUACCUCAAGGCUGGCAUCAGAAAACAUGGCAUGGGGAAGUGGUCUCGCAUAUUAAUGGAUUACGACUUUGAAGGACGCACGGGAACGAUGCUCAAAGACCGGUGGAGAGUUUUAAUGAGGGCAGAUCAAGUCUGCUGAAGAGGGAGAGGGAGCGUACACCCUUCUCUUUAACUUGUAAAUAAAUUCAUUGACCUUUCUGGUCCACUUUUUGAAAAUUUUCUUUUGUGUUACUGGCUUGUUAUACCUUGCUAUUUGCACUAAGAAAAUAUACCACCAGAGGGCAGUCAACACAGAAAGAUGACUAGUUGCAUUGCUUUCUAUGACAGAUGCCUUUCAUGUUUGGACAUCAAAUCUGUAAAUAUUGCACUCAAGCAUUUUAUCUCGAAGCAUGACAUUCCUUCUUUCAUUUUGUUUAGUCAUGUCACCAGGCGACAGGCAACACACACCAUGAGCUGUGGUGGGUUUUCUUUUUUUAAUAAAUGUUUGAUAGUCACAAAUGUAAAAUGUUUUUUU